This is a messenger RNA of Limanda limanda (common dab), 1510 nucleotides long. RefSeq names its product mitochondrial rRNA methyltransferase 2 (gene mrm2). The transcript is spliced from 2 exons. Gene Ontology annotation, biological process: RNA methylation. NCBI's taxonomy places the organism in Eukaryota, Metazoa, Chordata, Actinopteri, Pleuronectiformes, Pleuronectidae. Gene Ontology annotation, cellular component: mitochondrion. Gene Ontology annotation, molecular function: rRNA (uridine-2'-O-ribose)-methyltransferase activity. Bases 34 to 753 code for a protein of 239 amino acids. The record is from RefSeq and is a predicted model, not a curated record.
CCGCGGUCCACAUGACCUCUCCCGGUCACAACAAUGUGGAGCGUGUGUCUGCUGAGGAGAAGUUUCCACUCGAGUCUGCGGCUCAUGAAGCAGCAGAAAGGAAGAAGUGCGGCCGAGCAGCGCUGGAUGACCCGGCAGCUCAAAGACCCGUACGUCAAAGCCUCGCACAAGCUGAACUUCCGCUGCAGAAGCGCCUUCAAGCUGCUGGAGAUCGACGACAAGUUCCGGCUGCUGCAUCCCGGAGACAGCGUGGUGGACUGCGGGGCUGCGCCCGGAGCCUGGAGCCAGGUGGUCGUCCAGAGGGUCAACUCAGCCGGGACAGAUCCAGAGUUACCUCCUGGUACCGUUAUCGGUAUUGACCUGCUCAACAUACCUUCUCUGGACGGUGCCCACUUCCUGUCCAGUCACGAUGUCACAGAGCCCUCCACACACAGCAAGCUGCAGGAGCUGCUCCCCAGGGGCCGAGCUCACAUCAUCCUGAGCGACAUGGCGCCAAACGCCAGUGGUUUCCGAGAGAUGGACCAGGAGAGACUCAUCAUGAUGUGUUUGUCUCUGACAGACUUGGCUGAGAAGAUCCUCCAGCCGGGGGGCUCUCUGCUUUGUAAAUACUGGGACGGGAUCCUCGCUCAGAAACUUCAAGACAAGCUCCUGAGUGUGUUUGGGAGUGUUCGGACUUUAAAGCCAAACGCCAGCAGAAAGGACUCGGCUGAGAGAUAUUUCCUCGCUAGGAUGUACAGAAAGCCAGUGAAAUGAGGAUAUCUGUCUUUGUUUUUCUUUUGAACGCAAACAUUUGGUCAAAGUCUAUGUUCUGUUGAGAUUCACCGAAGAGCCCACUGUGUUUUCUGAACGAGGAGAAGCACUUCAUAGCUUUGAUCAAAAGGGGGCACUGCUGAGGCGUCAGUGAGGCUCCCGGCUGCCUCACAUGCUCCUGGUGCUGAUUUUUACCACAGCAAACCUAACACAGUAGCAUCAGUGAAUCAGUAAUAUGUGAACCUUUGCAAGAAUCAUCAGUUUGAUCGUCCUCGAGAGCCCAAUGCUGGAGUUUCUCUGAAGUUUAUUGUUUGCCCCACAGUGUUCACUCUGCACACUGGCAUCGCUAUUUGCUCUGUUCCAGAAAGUCAUUUGCAGGAGCUGCCUGGGCUGCCAGCCGUGUAGAAAUAUGUAAUCGUUCUCUCAUUGAGAGUUUAUGAAGGGAAUAUCUAAUGCAUCAGAGUCGCAUACAGUGUGAUUAAUGGGGAGUGGGGCGCUGCCGCAGCUUGGCACGCUGCAAGCGUCGUUGAGCUGCGCGCCCCGGCAGAGGGGAUGGAGCCAUUUCCUCAAAAACAUGUUCAGGCUAGUCAAGAGAUCCUCUUAUAAGAUUCUUCUUUAAAUCACUGCACUGACCAUAAAACUAUUUAUUUGUUUCUGGGAUUUCUUCCUGAGUUUAAAACCACUGGUGAUAAAUCAAAACAUGAUGAUUCUGUCAGAGCUACAUUAUAAAAGUCUUAUUUUUGAUGUCAAAGUAAAGUUU